UUGAAGAACCGAGCUCCAAUAAAUUGUGGAAUCGGUAUUAUAGUUAUAUUCUGAAUAUGUCUGCAAUUCCAAGCGUUUUCCCCUCCAAAGCUAACCUGGAGGGCAAGAAAUCAAAUGGCUUAGAGUUGCUUUUUGACGAACUAUGCGUGUAUGCAAGCAGCAAUAAUGGAGGAGUUCCCUGUGCGGUCGGGCCUGGAUUUCCCUCUGGAAGUGUUCAUCACGUUCGAGUUUUAGAAUUUCACGACGGAACAAACUGGAUCGUACGAAUCCCAAAGCGAGUCGAUAAAAGGACAGCUGCACGGAUCAGAAGUGAGGUUCACACGAUGACUCUGAUAAGAGAAACAACAAAUGUCAGAGUACCACGAGUAUAUGCUUAUGAAGCUACCGGCGCUAAUAAGAUUGGUAUUCCUUUCAUCCUCAUGGAGCGAAUACCUGGAAUAUCUGCCAUUGACGCUCGAGGUUUUUUUGAUCGCGGCAAUGGCAUCAUAUCCCAGGAGUACAAAUUGCCAUUCCUUAAGGCUAUUGCUGAAACGCAAGUCCAGAUUAGUUCCAUUCGUCUUCCAAAGAUUGGCACUGUCAGCAAAUCGCCAAAUGGCACCUACGAGGUCGGCCCCAUUCCAGGAUUAGGAGGCCCUUUUGACACCGCUUCUGCUUUCUUUGAAGCCCAGGCUUCAAAGAUCAAAUUCCCUCAUACUGAGGACAAGAUCCGUAGGUUGAUGCUAAAUGGUCCUGUUGAUGAAGUAGUAUCCUCCGUCGAAACUUUUCCUCAUAAUAUCAUGGCACUGGCUACUCGAUUAUCGCUAUUCGAUGAUGGACCAUUUCCACUUUAUCAUCCUGAUUUCUAUUACAGCAAUAUCAUCCUCGACGAUCAGUGUAGAGUGACAGGAAUCAUCGAUUGGGAAAAGUCUCACAGCAUUCCCUGGGAAUUGGCAGAAUUUCCUUUUUUACUUGAUAUGCUGCCCGGUCUGCUGGGCAACCCAUGCAAUUAUGACAAAGAUGGAACUCCACGGGAGGAGAGUGAGAGGAGAACGGUGGAAGACCGAGAGAUGUACCUUACCUUUGUUAAAGAUGCCGAGCGCGAACAAAGCCAAGAUGCAAGAUUAUCGAGCUCAUUGGGCAACAAAAGUUUACAGGAUUUCGCCUUUGCUGUGAGGGUCUAUCAGUACCCAGGAAAGCUGGCAAUAUACAACAAAGUGCUUCAACCUUUCGAGGAUAGUUGGGCAUCAAGAAGCAAGCAUCGAACAGAGGGCAAGCAAUUGACUCGGGAGAAAGGGCCACGGAGUAGACCUUCCGGUGUUGUCAGGGAGGAAUCUACCUUAUCCAUGUAGAGAUGUCGUUCUCCUCUUUACACUGCCAUCACGGUCUGCUUUGAUCACAAUCAGCGAAGAGAUUGGGACUUUUGCUGUAUCAUAUCAUAUGUAUAUAUAUAAACCUUGGUUGAUCAUCCAAUUAUCUUAGAAGCAUGCCCACAGACUGAAAUGCGAAAUCCAAUAAAAAUCGAAGCCGGAAA
Molecule: messenger RNA, 1510 nt
Organism: Xylona heveae TC161
Lineage: Eukaryota; Fungi; Ascomycota; Xylonomycetes; Xylonales; Xylonaceae
Product: kinase-like protein
Exons: 1
Coding region: 57-1328 (423 amino acids)
Source: RefSeq, a predicted model, not a curated record